Pecten maximus is the source of this 3197-nucleotide messenger RNA. RefSeq names its product sec1 family domain-containing protein 1-like. Gene Ontology annotation, molecular function: syntaxin binding. The record is from RefSeq and is a predicted model, not a curated record. The transcript has a single exon. The coding region runs from base 104 to 2008 and encodes 634 amino acids. NCBI's taxonomy places the organism in Eukaryota, Metazoa, Mollusca, Bivalvia, Pectinida, Pectinidae. Gene Ontology annotation, biological process: endoplasmic reticulum to Golgi vesicle-mediated transport; intracellular protein transport. Gene Ontology annotation, cellular component: cytosol; Golgi membrane.
UUAAACGUAACGUAAACUGGCUGAUGAUAAAUCGAAAGUAGAAUUACCUCCCCUUUACCGUCGUCAUUCUUGCCACGUCAGGCGAGGUCAGCACUGUUCCAAGAUGGCUUCCUCCCUGAGAGAGAAGCAAAUCCAGGCUUUAAAACGUAUGAUAAACUUUAAUCAGCCUCCAACGAAAGCCACGUCGUCGGAACCACAAUGGAAAGUUUUAGUGUACGAUCGCUUUGGUCAGGAUAUAAUCUCACCACUUAUGACGGUGAAAGAACUUCGAGAUAUGGGGGUAACGCUUCAUCUCAACUUGCAUUCAGAUCGAGAUCCCAUUCCCGACGUGCCGGCUAUAUAUUUUGUGUUACCGACAGAUGACAACAUACAAAGAAUUUGUAGAGACUUUGGUAACCAAUUGUACGAGUCCUAUUUCCUGAAUUUUAUUUCGGCAGUUCCACGCCAAAAACUGGAAGACAUUGCGAGUGCUGCCAUUCAACAGAACUGUGUACAUCAAGUUUCAAAAGUGUUUGACCAAUAUUUGAACUUCAUUUCUCUUGAGGAUGACAUGUUCGUACUUAGAAACCAGGAGAGGGACAGCAUAUCGUACUAUGCCAUAAACAAAGGAGAUGUAAAAGACACAGACAUGGAAUUCAUAAUGGACACGGUUGUUGACAGUUUGUUCUGUGUAUUUGUCACACUGGGUGUGGUACCUGUUAUAAGAUGUCCGCGAGGUAAUGCAGCGGAAAUGGUGGCUGAAAAACUGGAUAAAAAACUUCGUGAAAAUCUACGAGAUGCGCGUAAUAGCUUUUUCACAUCAGAUAGCAUUCAGACUGGUCAGUUCAGUUUUCAACGCCCACUUUUGGUUUUACUAGACCGUAAUAUUGAUUUAGCUACAAUGCUGCAUCACACGUGGACAUACCAGGCCUUAACACAUGAUGUGUUCAAUCUUCAACUUAACAGGGUUGAGGUAGAAGAAACUGUUGAGGCAAAAUCUCCAGGUGGCGCAGCAAUGAAAAAGAAGAAAAGUUACGACUUGAACCCUACUGAUCGAUUUUGGCAAGCCCAGAAAGGUAGCCCAUUCCCAAUGGUGGCAGAAGCAGUCCAGGAAGAACUUGACUCAUAUAGGGCGCAGGAAGAAGAGGUCAAGAAGCUGAAGGCUGUCAUGGGACUUGAGGGUGAGGAUGAAUCCGCUAUCAGUCAGCUGUCGGACACAACAGCCAAGCUUACUUCAACUGUUAGCAACCUUCCGGAGCUGCUGGAGAAGAAACGUUUGAUUGACAUGCAUACUAACAUUGCCACAGCAGUACUUGGUCAGAUUAAGGCACGGAAACUUGAUGUUUAUUUUGAAACAGAGGAAAAGCUGAUGAGUAAGGCUGUAUUGGAUAAAUCUCUGAUGGACAUGAUAUCUGAUCCUGACUCGGGAACACCUGAAGACAAAGUGAGGCUGUUCAUCAUAGCAUUGAUAUGUGGGCCUCCCAUGAGUGAAGCAGAGAUUGACCAAUACUGUGUAGCAUUGCAGGGAGCUAACUGUGACAUUUCCCCGAUCAGUUACAUGCGGCGGUGGAAGGCAUACACCAAAAUGACGACCGCACCUAGUCAGUAUGGGGGAGGAGGAACAAAGACUGUCGGAAUGUUCUCCAAACUCAUGAAUACUGGUUCACAGUUCUUAAUGGAAGGUGUGAAAAACCUCGUCAUCAAGAAACAUAAUCUGCCUGCUACAAGAAUCAUUGAUGCAUUGAUGGAAAUGAAAACGCUACAAGAUGUCGAAGAUUUCCGAUACUUUGACCCAAAACUCCUUCGAGCUGAUGCAUCUACUGUACCCAGAAAUAAGUCUCCAUUCCAGGAGGCGUAUGUGUUUGUGGUAGGGGGAGGUAACUAUAUAGAGUAUCAGAACCUGAUGGACUAUGUAAAGACAAAGUCUAGUGCAGCAGGACAAAGAAGGAUUGUGUAUGGCUGUAGUGACAUUUCUAGUGCCUCCCAGUUCCUAAAACAACUUGCACAUCUAGGCAAGGAAAUGGGAUAGAUAUAGGCAAUGUUGUAACUUAACUUCAAGAUAUACUUUAAUUUCAACACAGUGACAGUCAGUAUUCACAUUUUAUGCCAACAUUGAUUUUACAACAUUUGGCAUAAAGAUGAAUUAUAAUUACAGUGUACGUACAUAGAAUUAUGAACGAUUGUUAUUUAAUGUAAUUAUUGUCUUUCGUGAACAUGUCACCAGCAUUUAACAACUCUAAAAAUAACUGGCUGCAUAUUAUUGCGUGAGAAUUAUAAAGAUAUUGGAAAGUGAAACAGUUUCAAAACAAACCUUACCAAGUGUAUAUGACAAUACAGGACUUUGGGAAUUUAAAGUAAAUAUAUUGUCAUUUUCUGUCAUCAAUAUGACCUGACAUUAUAAUCUCACUGCAUUUCAUUGUAAAAUCUGAGAUAAAUUUCAUUACAAGUAAUUAAAAUUGAAACCAGAGAACUUGCAUGAUAUUGUAGUCUAUGCCAACUCUCGCAUUGUAUGAAAUGCCAAUCCAUUGUAGUUUAAAGCAUAAGUUAUAUGAAAUGCACAUAAUUUAUGCACGUCUUUAGAUUAUUGUAUUUAAUGAAGUCCAUUAUGCAUGCAUCGCAUCUAUCUGAAUUUUGCUUUAAAUUCUUAAAAAAAUCUUUAUCACAAUACAUUACAAGACAGUUUUUGACUUAAUAAAUAUUCAUAGCAAUUGCAUUCUGAUUAACCAGGGUAUUUAGUAUGAAUUACAAUGCAGACUGUCGUAUUUGUGUAGCAUAUGCAUAUCUCGUCCCCAGGCCAUCUGAAAAAAAAAUCUUAUCUUUAAAAUAUUUAUGAGAAUUUUAAAUUGACUGCUGGUUAGUACUCUAGAUAUGAAAUGAUUUUUUCCUGAAGUUUAAACUCUAAGUAUUAAAAUUUUUUUUCUCAAAAUUAACUGCUCCCCAAUUAAAAAAUAAUAGGAUUAAAUCAUUUUAAAAUUUUAUCAAGAAUUCAUUGUACUUUUUGUCCCAUUAUCAAUCUGAAUUAAUCUAUAUAUUUGGCAUGUAGUUAAAUUUUUUACAUUACAUUUGAAUUUUUCAUUUGCAAUUUAAUGCUGUCGUCCCCAUAGUCUAGAAAUGAAGAGUGAAAGACAGUUUGAAACACUUUAUUUAUUUGAAAUGACAUGUAGAUAAUGCUGUAAGUAUUUGUGUGGUUACUGAUUAAAUUGAUGAGGAUAUAUGUC